GCCCCUUCUUUAAGUAAGAGUCGACAGGUUGCAUCAACACUACAGCAUGCUGUUUGUGUGAUCCCGGUAGAUUUAUUCUGGGGAAUUGCCAAUUUCAAAUACAUUCUUUUAUAGUUUCCCUUUGUUGCAUGAGACAGACUUUUGGUGCUUAGCUCACCAUCAACACGCAAGCCACAAUGGAGAAAGGAGAUAAAGCUGAUAUCACCUUGGAGCGGAAGAGUACAGCCAAGCUAGAUGAACUUCUGAGCAUUGAAAAGCAGAUGCAAGAAAAAUGGGAAACAGAGAAAAUAUUUGAGGUUGAUGCUCCAAAGCCAGGAUCAAAGGAUGCCUCCCAAGAGAAGUACAUGGUGACUUUCCCAUUCCCAUACAUGAAUGGCAGAGCGCAUUUGGGCCACACCUUCAGCCUGUCCAAGUGUGAGUUUUCUGUGGGAUACCAGAGGAUGCUUGGCAAAAAAUGUCUCUUUCCUUUUGGCCUGCACUGCACAGGAAUGCCCAUCAAGGCAUGUGCUGACAAGCUGGAUAGAGAAAUGAAAGAUUUUGGCUACCCACCUGUGUUCCCUGUUGAGGAAAAGAAAGAAGAGCCUGCACCGAAAGAGAGUGAGAUUGGCAAGGAUAAGUCCAAGUCAAAGAAGAGUAAAGUAGCUGCUAAGACUGGUGGCCUGAAAUACCAAUGGCAGAUUAUGGCUGCUAUGGGCAUGACAAAUGAGGAGAUCAAGAACUUUUCUGACCCUAUGUACUGGCUUAAUUAUUUCCCCCCUCACUGGAUCAACGACCUGAAACGCAUGGGGGUUCGGGUGGACUGGCGACGGACUUUCUUAACCACAGAUGCCAACCCGUACUUUGACUCCUUUGUCCGUUGGAAUUUUAUUAGACUGAAGGAGAGAAACAAGGUCAAGUUUGGCAAAAGGUACACAAUCUUCUCCCCCAAAGACAACCAGCCAUGUAUGGACCACGACAGAAGUGCUGGAGAGAAUGUUGGCCCCCAGGAGUACACUUUGAUCAAGAUGAAGAUGAAAGCGCCUUUCCCAGCAAAGUUCGACUCCCUGAAGGGGCGGAACGUGUUCCUGGUGGCGGCCACUCUGAGGCCAGAGACCAUGUUUGGCCAGACCAACUGCUGGGUCCACCCAGACCUCAAGUACAUAGCCUUCCCCGUCAAGGGAGGAGACGUGUUCAUCAGCACACACCGCGCAGCGCGCAACAUGUGCUACCAGGACAUGACACCCGAGUAUGGCAAGGUGGAGGUGCUGGUGGAGCUUGUCGGGCAGGACAUCAUGGGUGUCCCUCUUGAGGCUCCACAGACCAGCUACAAGACCAUCUACACUCUCCCUAUGAUGACUAUCAAAAAUGACAAAGGAACGGGUGUGGUCACCAGUGUGCCCUCUGAUGCUCCGGACGACUUUGCUGCUCUGAGGGAUCUGAAAAACAAAGCUCCUCUUAGGGAAAAGUAUGGAAUCACAGACGAGAUGGUGAUGCCGUUUGAACCGGUUCCCAUCAUCGAGGUGCCGGGCUAUGGCAAUCUGUGUGCGGUGACCGCCUGUGAGCGUUACAAGGUGGUCAGUCAGAAUGACCGGGACAAGUUGGUGGAGGCCAAGGAGGACACCUACAAGAAGGGCUUCUAUGAAGGGGUCAUGCUUGUGAAAGGAUAUGAAGGCAAAAGUGUUCAAGAUGUGAAGAAGCUGAUCCAGGCUGAGAUGAUUAAAAAAAAUGAAGCUGUCCUGUACAAAGAACCAGAGAAGCUGGUGGUCUCUCGCUCUGGGGACGAGUGUGUCGUGGCUCUAUGUGACCAGUGGUUCCUGGACUACGGGGAGAAGGUGUGGCGCGCAGAGGCUGAGAAAUGUCUGGCAGACAUGAACACGUUCUCAGAGGACGUACGCAACAAUUUCCUGGCCGUGCUGGACUGGAUGAAAGAGCACGCAUGUUCUCGUUCCUACGGCCUGGGCACUCUGAUGCCCUGGGAUGAGCAAUACCUCAUCGAGAGUCUGUCCGACUCCACCAUCUACAUGGCUUACUACACAGCAUGCCACCUGCUGCAAGGUGGGGUUUGGGACGGGUCGAAGCCGGGACCUGCCAAUAUCAAGCCUGAGCAACUGACUCCAGAGGUCUGGGACCACAUCUUGUACAAGGAGAAGCCUUACCCUGCUUCUUGUGGCAUUCCCAAGGAAACCCUGGAUCAUCUGAGGAGAGAGUUCCAGUACUGGUACCCUGUGGACGUGCGCAUGUCAGGCAAAGACCUCAUUCCAAACCACCUGACCUACUUCAUCUACGGCCAUACAGCAAUGUGGCCUAAUGAGAGCUCCAAAUGGCCGAAAGGCAUCAGAGCCAAUGGCCAUCUACUCAUCAAUUCUGAAAAGAUGUCCAAGUCAACUGGGAACUUCCUCACUUUGACUGAUGCUAUCGGCAAGUUUUCUGCUGAUGGUAUGCGUCUGUCCCUGGCUGAUGCGGGCGACCAUGUGGAUGACGCCAACUUUGUGGAGCAGAUGGCGGAGGCGGGUCUGCUGCGUCUGUACGGGCUGGUGGAGUGGGUGCGUGAGAUGAUCGCCACCAAGGACAGCCUCCGCUCGGGGCCAGAGUCUUCCUACACCUUCAAUGACAAAGUCUUCCUCAGCGAGAUGAACAAGUCAGUUGAAGAGACUAAAGCAAACUAUGAUGCGUAUCUUUUCAAGGCAGCUCUGCGAACAGGCUUGUUUGAAUUUCAGGCAAAGCGUGACCGGUAUCGAGAGCUGGCCAUGGAGGGUGUGCACAGAGACCUGGUGUUCCGGUACAUUGAGCUGCAGGCUCUGCUCAUGUCUCCCAUCUGUCCCCACAUCGCAGAGUACAUCUGGGGACUGCUGGGCAAGAAGGAGAGCGUGAUGCAUGCGUCGUGGCCCCAGGCUGGCCCCAUUGAUGAGAAGCUGAUCGAAGCCGCGCAAUACCUCUCGGAGGCUGCACAUGAGUUCCGGCUACGCAGGAAGGCAGCCCUGAACCCAGGCAAGGGCAAGAAAGUUGUGUCUAUACCGACGCACGCUGUGAUCUGGGUGGCCAAGACCUACCCUCCUUGGCAGAACACAGUCCUGACCACUCUGAAGAAGCUGUAUCAGGCAAACAACAAGAGUUUCCCAGACAACAAAGUCAUUGCUCAUGAGUUCAAAGAUAAGGCAGAGCUGAAAAAAUACAUGAAGAAACUCAUGCCUUUUGUGCAGGUGGUGAAGGAGAAUGUGGCGAAGCUGGGUCUGAAGGCUCUGGCCUUGACCUCUGAGAUCGAUGAGCAGGAGAUUCUCAAGCUGAGUCUACCAUACCUGAUGAACACUCUGGAGGUUGAAGGUAUUGAGAUCAAGUCCUCCGACGAUGCCGAUGAGAAAGUGAAAGAGGACUGCUGCCCUAGCCAGCCCUUCAUCACCUUCAAGACUGAGCCCUCAGUGCAGCUGACCCUGCUCAACAACCAGCCCUUCAACGGCCUCUUUGAGCUGAAGCUGGACAUUUUCGAGGGAGAUACUGUCGCACAAGUGGCCAACCGCAUCGCUAAACAGGAGCGGUCGAAAGUCAAAGAUUCAUCAGCUUUGAGGUUCCUGAGAUAUGUGGAUCCUGAGGCUGGCUCUAGGAAAAUUCCGGACAUGAAUCGUCCAGAGGAUUCGAAAACAGAAUUGAAAGCGGACGCUGUCUUUCACAUCAACAAGGAGGCGGGGACUGUCACUGUGUCUGAGAAUGGCUCCAGUAUUCCCCUUGGCCCCAAACUGGUCUAUAUGUUGAGCUAGUGCUAUUGUUCCUCGUGUGCUAGUGUUUGCAUCUGUUCAAGAUGAUCCCUAUGUUCAACCAAGAUGAGAAUUGGUUUUGGUUUAAAUGGAUCCAACGUUAUAGCAAUUUUAACAGUGCUUUUCUAAUAGGUGCACUUUGUAUUAGCUUUCUGUGGGAGGGGUGGGGGUUAGUUUUUUAAAUCGAUAAUUUUAGUUUUAGCCUUUUGUCAAUUCUUUAUCUACGUGGGGGGUAAACCCACUGUGCAGAAGCUCCUUUUUUGUACUAAAUCUAAAAAUGACGAAAACGUCACUAAAUUGGUCAAUAAAUCAAAACAAUCGAACCUAUUUCGAUGGUUCUUCAUCUAAUGAAUGAAAUCCUGAUAAAAGAGACCUGUUUUCGGCAAUUGCCAAAAAGUAAUUUGAUGUCAAAGUCGUCUUAAAGGAAUGUGCCCGAUCCGCUGUCAGCGGCUCACCGGCACAGCAGUUCUGACCGCAAGCCGCUUGGAGCAGCUUGCCGGAGAUAAAGAGUUAUGGGUUUCCCAAACCAGAGGAAUUGACAUGUUAUAGGUUGUUUUAGUUGGGACAUUAUAAAGCAGUGGAUAGUAUUAGACUUGCUGAUUUUGUGGUCAGUUUCAUGAAGUAGGGUGAAGUACUCUCUUGGUCCAGGAUAUUUAAGCGACAGUGAUAUUGAGAUAUGAUGAAAUUUUUUCUUGAUUUGUUUUAGCUUGUAAUGUUUAAUUUUCAUCUGGGUUCAUAUAUUUUGUCAUAUUACCAAAAGAUGAUUUGCCUAUUCUGUGAGAAUUGAGAAUGUGCCCACUGACUGAAUGAAUAAUGUACUUAGACUUUCUUGAUUUUUCCUUUAAACUUUGUUGGUUGAAAUUAGUUAUGCCUGAUCCAUCUAGCAGUACUUUCUCCUUAGACAUCUGACUCAACAUUUUUUUUUUUUAAUUUUGGUAAAAUAAUCUGUGCUCAAGAUACAUGCUUUUGAGUCUUGUGCGUUUGUUUAUAUAGAGUAGAGGCCAUGGACUUAUCAUUAUUAGCUGCACUUCCAUUUUAAAAAAUGUUUUGCCUUAGUUUAUAUUUUUUAUUGUGUUACGGUAUUGCUCUUCGUCCCUGUCUCUGACUGUAAGUGGCUGAAACAGGAUAAAGAGAUUUUAUGCCAAGCCCUCCUCCUCCUCUUUGGGGGUUCCAGUAGCCAAGUGAUUAUUAGCACAGGAACUCAAAUAAUGACCAUGGGGUCAGGGGUGUGGAGGAUGACGAAAAUUUUAGGAAAUAGCAACACCAACCACACACCAUGCCAACACAAACAGGGAAUUGAACCAGAACUCUUCCGCAAGAGGCAAGCACCUUGUCUCUUGAUGAAUUAGUUUUUUCUUGCUCUAUUGUCCCAUUUUUAAGCUCAAGUUUGCCAUCAGUAGUCUUCAGUGUUCAAUUGUUGGUAUUUCUUAAUAUAUAUAAUGGCUAAAUGUUUUGGUUCUCUAUUUUAAUUUUGUUUCUGCUUUGCUAGAUUAAUGUAAGAUUUGCUUGUUACUGUUUAGGCGUUUUUAAUAUUUUUUCCAAUUUAUUUUAAUUUUGCCUUAAAUUUUUGGACCCGGAACUUCAGUAAGUUAAAUUCUCUCAUUGUCCAAUUUUCCACAGUAUGUCUCUCUCUCUUUCUCUCUCUCUCUCCCUCCCUCCCUCCCCCUCUCCCACACUCUCUCCCUCCCCUGCACUCUCUCCCCCCCUCUCCCGCACUCUCUCUCUGUUUACCUUUCUUCAUGUAUCCAUUUCUUCUGUCCUUUUUUUUCGGAGAGCACAGGCUGAUAGAACAGUGCCCUUGCCCGCCAGUGAUGUCUUGCUUUAUUUCUGUUGGAGUGAAAUAGUGAGAGCCGAAUGUGCCACAUUUCGCAUGAUGUUCUUUGUGUAUGUAAAACAAUAAAUUAUUUUUCCUCCAUACAUAAAUA
This is a messenger RNA of Aplysia californica (California sea hare), 5653 nucleotides long. Its product is annotated as leucine--tRNA ligase, cytoplasmic. The record is from RefSeq and is a predicted model, not a curated record. The transcript has 30 exons. Gene Ontology annotation, molecular function: aminoacyl-tRNA deacylase activity; ATP binding; leucine-tRNA ligase activity. NCBI's taxonomy places the organism in Eukaryota, Metazoa, Mollusca, Gastropoda, Aplysiida, Aplysiidae. Gene Ontology annotation, biological process: leucyl-tRNA aminoacylation. The coding region runs from base 177 to 3731 and encodes 1184 amino acids.